CGCUCCCUCCCCGCCCUCCCCGCGCCGCCGCCUCCUCCUCCUCCCGGCCUCCCUCUCCCAGCCAAACUGAAAGCUGGACCCCAGGCCGCCGCGCCGCCGCCCGGCCUCCCCGCCAGCGCGCCACCAUGGGCAGUCCCGGUUUCCCCUUGUAAAGAUGGCGGUGAGGGAUCGCUGCAACCUUUAGACUAAUGACUGUCCGAAACAUCGCCUCCAUCUGUAAUAUGGGCACCAAUGCCUCUGCUCUGGAAAAAGACAUUGGUCCAGAGCAGUUUCCAAUCAAUGAACACUAUUUCGGAUUGGUCAAUUUUGGAAACACAUGCUACUGUAACUCCGUGCUUCAGGCGUUGUACUUCUGCCGUCCAUUCCGGGAGAAUGUGUUGGCAUACAAGGCCCAGCAAAAGAAGAAGGAAAACUUGCUGACGUGCCUGGCGGACCUUUUCCACAGCAUUGCCACGCAGAAGAAGAAGGUUGGCGUCAUCCCACCAAAGAAGUUCAUUUCAAGGCUGAGAAAAGAGAAUGAUCUCUUUGAUAACUACAUGCAGCAGGAUGCUCAUGAAUUUUUAAAUUAUUUGCUGAACACUAUUGCGGACAUCCUGCAGGAAGAGAAGAAACAGGAAAAACAAAAUGGAAAAUUAAAAAAUGGCAACAUGAAUGAACCUGCGGAAAAUAAUAAACCAGAACUCACCUGGGUCCAUGAGAUUUUUCAGGGAACGCUUACCAAUGAAACUCGAUGCUUGAACUGUGAAACUGUUAGUAGCAAAGAUGAAGAUUUUCUUGACCUUUCUGUUGAUGUGGAGCAGAAUACAUCCAUUACCCACUGUCUAAGAGACUUCAGCAACACAGAAACACUGUGUAGUGAACAAAAAUAUUAUUGUGAAACAUGCUGCAGCAAACAAGAAGCCCAGAAAAGGAUGAGGGUAAAAAAGCUGCCCAUGAUCUUGGCCCUGCACCUAAAGCGGUUCAAGUACAUGGAGCAGCUGCACAGAUACACCAAGCUGUCUUACCGUGUGGUCUUCCCUCUGGAACUCCGGCUCUUCAACACCUCCAGUGAUGCGGUGAACUUGGACCGCAUGUAUGACCUGGUUGCUGUGGUCGUUCACUGUGGCAGUGGUCCUAAUCGUGGGCAUUAUAUCACUAUCGUGAAAAGUCACGGCUUCUGGCUUUUAUUUGAUGAUGACAUUGUAGAGAAAAUAGAUGCUCAAGCUAUUGAAGAAUUCUAUGGCCUGACAUCAGAUAUAUCAAAAAAUUCAGAAUCUGGAUAUAUUUUAUUCUAUCAGUCAAGAGAGUAACUUAAAGAACUGUGGAACUGAGUCAAGUAGGGGAAAAUGUUCAAAGCACUAUUACCUGGUUUCUCUGCAGUCUUUCUUCUUCCCCAGUGGCCCACUAAUGGUAUCACUCUUGAGUCUCAAUGGUCUGGCCGAGUUACUCUCCCUUUGUGUUUUUACAUGCAGCACUACUCUUGGUUUUAUUUCAGUCUGACGUAGAGUUAACUGCAAUCAGAUUGUAGUCUGAUUUAUAUGAAUAACAGUUGCUAAUUUUAGGACUGGGUGAAAGCUAUGCCAUUCAUUAUGUCUGGCUGUAUUAGAAUGACAUUUCCUAUGAAUGUCUAUGGUCUAUUUUAGGUGUUUGCUAAACUUCUGUGGCUUCCAGGGUCUUCUUACAAUGCAUUCCUUUAACUUGUCCCUGGAAGCAUUGCUACCCAUUUUCAGCUUCUCUGCCUCUUUUCUGAUAAAAGGACAGAAGAAUUGGGUAGAUAUUCACCUUUUAGAGGUGAAACUAUAGCUUUAAGUUUGUGCAAGUGAAAAUGUUGAAAAGUGAGUAACCUCGAUACUGAAAUCAUCCUUCACGUGAAACAGGGUGAAGAGAAGCUGUCCGCGGUGGGUGGUGUUGGCUGGCAUUGGCACUAGGCUGUGCUGACCUAGCCAUUAGAAUUCCAGGGGCUAAGAAGGCUCAGGGCAGGCAAAGCCAAGAGGGGGAAGUUUUUGUGGACAAUGAAAAGUUAUUUUCAUACCUUUCUACCAAAACCCAAGUUUCAGGAAAAUAACUCUAUGUUGUUUAUUUUCAGAGACACUUCUGUAAGGCCCUGUGAGUUGUAUUUAUCCUGUAUCGGGCACUGCUAAGCUUUUCAAGGUAUCUUUCCAAUCCUGCUGAUGUGUCACAGUUAGUGACUGCAGGGCUGGCAAACCUCCCCUUAGCCAGUCAGCAUGGCAUUGUUCCUUAUCAGGAAUAACAAAGGUACUGCAUCUUUCCAGCCAUCAGCACAUUGUACAACUUAACUUUUUAACAUAGUCCGUCUGUUUACUGAGGCACUGGCGAGUCCCAGGGCUGAUACAGAACCUUCCCUAGAGGGAAUACCAGAGUUAGGUGGGUAUGAAGGUGGCUCAAAGGAAGUGUCUGUGGGCAGGGGGAGGAAUGAACAAAAUGGCGCUGUUUCUUUGGCUCAGACUCCUAAAAUGCUUGACAAGACAGAAUUUUUUUGGAAGAACCUCAUCUCACUAUAGUUACUUUUUUCACUUUUGUUAUAUAUGUAUUUAUUAGAGCAUUUGAAUAUUGGUACCUUUAAUUAAAAGGGUCGUUUGGUGUUUUGCCGUUGAGCUGGUUUUUGAGUCUUAGAUCUUGGCUUCCUUUGGAAGUCACAUAACUUCCAUACACUAUAAUAAACUGUGAACAUAUUUUUGUUACCUAAUGCAUCCGCUAAUGAACAUGCAAACUUUGGGCAUAAUGUGAACUAAAAUUGAAAUGGAAAAUGUUAGUGGCCAUUUUGCAACAAUGAAGAGGAUAGCACUUUAUCUAGAUGAAAACUGGAUUUCUUAUCUUUGAAAUAUCUUGAACUGUUUAUUGCUCAGAACUUAAGUAAGCAUGCCAACAUUUCAUUUGUUUAUGCUUGAAGUGAAAUGUUUUACUUUUCACUGGAGAAGACAAAACAGAGUGAUCUUCAUGUUGUUGUUUUAUACAGUGAUGGAAAUGUACCUUGCCUUGUUUAGAGGCAAUUUCACAUUUAUAAGCAUUGUUUUUCUCUCCAUGAAACUUAUGCAGUGAUCACUACCUGGAAGGUGAGUCUUUGUCUCCUUUUAAGGAGAGGCACUUUCCGACUGAAGGUGAUUAAUGUAGGAAAAUGUUUGUACUACAUAGAAUCCAUAUAUUUGACUGCAAGUUACAAAGUUUUAAGAAAAUGAUGGUUGGCCUCUAAUAUAUUGGAACUGAUUCAUAAGAAAAGCUAUUAAAAUUAUCUUUGAAACAACUGUUGAAACUAAUUUAUUAGAAAAAAUAUUUCGAUUGGAAACCUAUAGAAGUAAUGUUUAAAUACUCAGUCAUAAGUUCAGGAUAUUUCUUUUCUAUUUGGUUGUGCAAAAUGUUUUUCCCAGUGAUUUAAUCGAAGUAAUUCCUUUUAAUAGAAAGAGUCAGUUAAAAUUCAGCAUUCAUGGAUAGAUUUUUAGAACGAAAAAGGGUAAGUAAGGGAAAAUAUUGCAAAGACAUUAAAACAGUUGUAUGGUGCAGAAAAAGAAGAUUGGAAAAAGACCAAAACACACUUCUCCAGCAACACUCCAUCAGCUUUUUAAAAUUUAGAGCUAUCUGCUAAUUUUUUCACUCUUCCUCCUCAAUAAAUGAAACAAACACUAGGCAGCUACAAGUUUUUCCCAAUCAUGUAUCUUUAUGUAAAGACAGUAACAUGCAAACACUUUUAGUUUACAUCCCUCAUUCAUAGUGUAAAACAGGAAAUGGUAUGGGAGAUGUGAGACCAUUCUGAGGUCAGCAAUAGCCCAAAGGCUCCUCAGUAUUCCCUCCAAUGGCCAAGGAUUUCCUGUGUCAUCUGCAGAAGUGAGUAGGCCUGCUGUAUUUCUUUUAACUGCUGGGUGUUAUAAAAUAAGUUACAGUGUUUUACACUUAAAAAAAAAAACAGAAGGAACAUUUGCUGUAUUGGUUACUUACUAGUUUAGCCUCUAGGUUAUGGCAUAAAAAAUGCUAAGAAAUCAUGUUUUUAAAAGUAAAUGUUGGUAAAAUGCUGGCAUCAAGUCCUAUUGUGUUGGUGCAUUUUCCCUUAUAUGGUCAUAGGAAAUGGACUGGUCUGAAGAGAGUGAGGCACAACAUAAGCAGGGCAUUAGUUUGAAUAGGAAGUCAGUCAUAUUUGGUUUUAUGGCCUGGUAUAUUUUGGAUUUAAGAUAAAAUGGGGAAAAAAUGUCAGAAAUGGUCCCUAUGCAUUUAUUUUCAUGGAUACCCUUAAUUUCAUGGGCAUGCCGAAUAAUGAUCUAUGUUCUAACUGGAGCUUAGGGCUUAUUUUAGAUAUUGGAGUGUAGCUUUAUUACAGAUGGAUUUUAUCUUUCAACAUUGCAUUUUGAUCAACUUUGUAUAUUCAUGUGUAUUAAAAUAUUGUGCACUAAAUGUUUUGCCCUUGUUUGCUAUUAUAUGGUCAAGGCAUUUAUCAGCACUAUUGUAAUGAACUCAUGUAAAUGGCAUGGGUCAGGGAAAAUUAUUUCCUACUUUUCUGCCUAAUUAAAUUUCUGUUUUCCAGUAUUACAUUAAUUUAUUUUUGGCUUCCAUUUCUGUGUAACCAAAAUAGUUACUGUAUUUGUGUGGCAUUCCUAUUAUUUUGUUGCUAAAAAUAUUGUAGUUUUUAUUUAAAAUAAUCUGUACCUUAAUUUUUAAAAAUGUAACCAAUUCAAGCACUUUAAGCAAUAAUGUCAAUCUUGUGAAAUUUUAAUCAGUUUAACACCCUGCCUCUAAAAUUGUUUGCAAAAAAUAAAUAAAUGAAUAAAAUGGAAAUUCUCUUUCUA
Messenger RNA from Piliocolobus tephrosceles (Ugandan red Colobus), 4772 nucleotides. It is a transcript of the gene USP46, whose product is annotated as ubiquitin specific peptidase 46. The record is from RefSeq and is a predicted model, not a curated record. The transcript is spliced from 9 exons. NCBI's taxonomy places the organism in Eukaryota, Metazoa, Chordata, Mammalia, Primates, Cercopithecidae. Gene Ontology annotation, biological process: protein deubiquitination. Gene Ontology annotation, cellular component: cytosol; nucleus. The coding region runs from base 189 to 1289 and encodes 366 amino acids. Gene Ontology annotation, molecular function: cysteine-type deubiquitinase activity.